AUGUCAGCUGACCAAGUUUUCCACUCCCGGUCUGAGGGUAUCCCCUCUGAGGGAGUAAAGGACCAGUAUGCGGACGGUAAGGCGGCCAGAGCAUGGAACAAGUUCAUCGGUGACAGCAACCAGAGGACACAGAACUACAAGGACUUCUUGACCGGUAUUCUGAGAAAGCACGGCUGUAAGAAUGUACUUGAUACUGCCUGCGGCACCGGUAUAGACUCAAUGAUGUUAAUCGACGAAGGCUUCAAGAUGGUGUCCAUCGACGCGUCAGACAAAAUGUUGAAGCACGCGCUAAAAGCUCGGUGGGACAAGAGAAAAGAGUCUAAUUACGACGAAUGGAUUAUUGAAGAAGCAAAUUGGGAAACUUUGCCAUCUGACAUUGAAACAUUUCUACCUGGCACUAAAUUUGAUGCUGUCAUUUGCCUCGGGAACUCAUUCGCCCAUCUUCUAGACGAGUACGGGGACCAGAGGAUGCAGAAAAUGUGCCUGAAGAACUUCGCCAAAUGCUUGAAACCUGGUGGACUGCUGUUUAUUGACCAUAGGAAUUAUGACGCUAUGAUUGACAGCGGUGCAACACCUGGACAUUCUAUUUAUUAUAAUUGCAAAUAUCCAGUAGACAUCAAAACGUCAGUGUUGGUCGUCGGCGGAAAACCUCAACUAAUUGCGUUAGAUUAUUGCAUCACAACUGAUAAAGAAAGCAAUGAGACGAGUGAAUUCCGUCUGUGUUAUUACCCACACAAGCUUGAGAAGUUCACGAGGAUGUUAGACGAAGCGUUCGACAACCGUGCCAAACAUCACAUCUACGCCGACUUCAAGCCAAUGGACCAAGUGUCAGUACCUGGAUUCUUUAUACACGUAUUAGAAAAAGCAAAAAAUUAA
Molecule: messenger RNA, 876 nt
Organism: Arctia plantaginis
Lineage: Eukaryota; Metazoa; Arthropoda; Insecta; Lepidoptera; Erebidae
Source: the annotation of a GenBank genome assembly